CUCAGCUCUUGCAAGGUUGCAAUGGUAGCGUUAGCAGCUGCCAUGGCUGCCAAUCUUAUCUUAAUCGAAACUAACCCUCUUCGUCCUCUUCUGCGUCUAAAUUUCCGGGCAACCCAGAAGGCAACGACGAGGCCACUUGCAGUCCUUGGCAAGGCAAAUACAUUGCGAGUACCUUACCAGCUGAAGGAAGGGCAAACUCGUAUCUUCCAUGAACUCCCCUCUGGUAUGAACAUGGAGGUUAUCUUACAAAAGGGUGUUCAAAACAACACAGAUGAGGAAAUGGAGAGAUCGAGAUACCCACCUCUGGUUUUUGUCCAUGGAAGCUUCCACGCAGCUUGGUGUUGGGCUGUACACUGGUUUACCUUCUUUUCUCAAUUUGGGUACGAUUGCUACGCCGUUAGCUUGUUGGGUCAGGGUGAUAGUGAUGUACCUGCAGGGGAUUCAGCUGGUUCUCUUCAGACUCAUGCAAGUGAUAUUGCUGAUUUCAUCCGGAAAGAGCUCAGGUUGCCGCCCGUGUUGCUUGGACAUUCAUUUGGAGGACUUAUUGUUCAGUCCUAUCUCUCAAAUAUGAACGGACACUUCUCAGAGAGGGGAAGUUUGCACCCGAAACUUGCAGGAGCUGUGCUUGUCUGCUCUGUACCUCCUUCAGGAAAUAGUGGGUUAGUGUGGCGGUAUAUCUUUUCAAAACCUAUUGCUGCUUUCAAGGUGACACUCAGCUUGGCCGCAAAAGCUUUUGCAACAUCUUUGCCUCUUUGCAAGGAAACAUUUUUCUCUGCUGAAAUGGAAGAUCAUCUAGCGCAACGUUACCAGGAGCUAAUGAAAGAAAGUUCAAGUCUGCCAUUGUUUGAUCUGAAGAAGCUUAAUGCAUCAUUGCCUGUUCCUUCAGUUCCAAUAUCUAUUCAAGUCGUUGUAUUAGGUGCUGGCAAUGACUUCAUUGUGGAUGCCCAAGGUCUUAGCGAAACAGCAAGAUUUUAUGGGGUGCAGCCAGUUUGUGUUGAAGGGGUCGCUCAUGAUAUGAUGUUAGAUUGUUCAUGGGAGAAAGGAGCAGAAGUUAUCUUGUCAUGGCUGAAUAGUUUGAAUGAGCAGAAACCCCUGUAACUUCAUUGCAAAGUGUGAAGUAGACCUGAAUGAGGUAGUCAAUUUAUGGGAGCUUAUCCUCUACAAUCAACAUUGAACCUCCUCUAUCUAACUAUUAGUGAAAUGCUAACAACAGUUUUGGCUGUAGGAGGUUCAGUUCCUUCUUAAAUGUAGGGGAAACAAGGGAUGAGGAAUAACAAAUCCAAGGGUGAUCUUUUCUGUGAGUUGGGCAAACCAGCAAAUGUCUCCUUUCUGUGCAUGGUUGAGUAUUAUUUAUGCAGUUUGUCAAGACUUACAGCUAUGGCUCGAGGAAUC
This is a messenger RNA of Telopea speciosissima, 1392 nucleotides long. RefSeq lists its product as uncharacterized. NCBI's taxonomy places the organism in Eukaryota, Viridiplantae, Streptophyta, Magnoliopsida, Proteales, Proteaceae. The record is from RefSeq and is a predicted model, not a curated record. The transcript has 9 exons. The coding region runs from base 22 to 1098 and encodes 358 amino acids.